This is a messenger RNA of Ornithodoros turicata, 1322 nucleotides long. Its product is annotated as speckle-type POZ protein B-like. The record is from RefSeq and is a predicted model, not a curated record. The transcript is spliced from 4 exons. Lineage: Eukaryota; Metazoa; Arthropoda; Arachnida; Ixodida; Argasidae. Bases 128 to 1216 code for a protein of 362 amino acids. Gene Ontology annotation, molecular function: protein binding. Gene Ontology annotation, biological process: protein ubiquitination.
AAAGAAGAAUUAAGCCCAGGCACAUGCACUGAAGAAGAUGCAGUGCAUGCAGUGGCCAUCCCGCGAAGCUGAUCACCCGGUCCUGUGAUGCCGUAUAUGUCGUCGCACCGUCCAAGGUGACGACAGGAUGGCAAGGGAUGAAUAUUGGAAAAAAUCGUCUUUUCCGAUGGCUGCUCCGAGGCACGACAGCGGAAAACUAAUCACAAACGACUGGGUCAUCUGGGACUUCCGACUCCGUCAAGAGGAACCCGGCCGAUUGAUCGCGAGUCCAUACUUUAGGGGAGGACUGGCCUCCUGCAGAGCCACUUGGCAAGUGCACAUCUACCCAAAAGGACGGGACGAAAAAUGUUGCCGGUACCUUUCCAUCUACCUCACCCUCGAGAAAAGUACCGUGCGUUCUAUCCGUGCAUCCUUCGCUUUUAGCUGUUUGAAAUUCCAUACAAUAGUUGGACGGCGGCUGCGCUCGAGAUACCCGCACAUUUUUCAAGUGGGAUCCAGCUUCGGAUUCCGCAAGUUCGUGCCCCUCUCGCUGAUCACUGCGCCAGGGUCGGAGUUCCUGCCCAGAGGGAAUCUUACAAUUCACACCGAGGUCACGCUCUUCGAGGAGGAUAUGGACGCAGUCGACUUCCACGCCGCACAGCUAUCGCGGGACCUUGGGCAAUUCGUCGACGACCCUCUCCUAUCGGAUGUGACAUUCCUUGUCGACGGCACAGAAUUCAAAGCGCACAAAAUUUUGCUAACAGCCAGGUCCCCAGCGCUGGCUGCCCUGUUACGUUACAGCGACGAUAACAAAAUAGCUAUCUCCGAUAUUAGCCCGGAUGUCUUUCGAGAGCUUCUGUGCUUCAUCUACACUGGUAAAGUUCCAAAUAUAGACGAUGUCGCCGAUAAGCUUCUUGUCGCGGCCGAUAAGUACCUGCUUCAUGAUUUGCGGGUCAUGUGCGAAAAAUCGCUGUACAAUCAGUUAUCUGUAGAAAACGCGGCGGAUACACUGUUGCUGGCAUAUCACUGCGGAGUUGGGGGUCACCUUAAAUCGGCUGUAAUUGGUUAUGUUCUAAGUAACUGCGAAGAAGUAAUGAACACUGAAGGUUGGAAUAACCUCGUCAUGUCUGCCGAAUACGAGGCCCUUGUCACGGAAAUUGACGAAAGGCUUCAGGGACAAGUGACGACGUCAUGCAGCGCCGAACCACCUCCGAGGAAAAAGUUCAAGGGUGAAUGAGAGAAGCUACCAAUUGCAGACAUAUAUAGACUGACAAGACACCGCUGCAUCAAGUCAACGGAAUAGAGAGCUUCAACAAUGGAAUGAAUAAAAUUAAUCGAAUGUA